UUGGAAUGCCAUGCUGGGCGGAGGGGCCAAGUGGGUCCCCUUGUUUAUUAAAGAUUAGAGGAUUUGCGAGGGUCUGUCUUGCGUGGACGUUGAGCGAAUUAAUCUCUUUCCUUUUUGUCAGAGUCUAGCUGAUGGACGCAGAGUCGCGGAACCCCGUGUCACCCCCACCGUGAGAGUAUGUGUCGCCUAUCCUCUUCCACUGCACUGCCCCGCAGACCAUCUUACAGCAUCCAUAAGAAGUGAAAGAAGGAGCCGCUCUUGUGCUGGCCAACCAGGUCAGGACUUGGUGCGAAUCGCCACUGAGGCGUGUCAGCUGUUAGAAGAAGCUGAAACAAAAAAGAAGAAAACAUUGAUAGGAUUCCAAGUUUAUUAUUUAACACGACAGUAUAUAGCGUUUUAUUUUUAGUUGGAUUAUUUGACCAGCUGCCCAGACUAUUCAAAUAAUAAAAACCAAAAACCGACUUUAAAUUGAACUCUUCAGCGAAAUUGCCUUUUGCAUCCAAGAAUUCCCGUACUGCAUUUACUAUAUAGUCAGAAUUACUGAAACUACCGUAGGAUGUCUAAUUACAUCAUAGGAUAAGCGAAGAACCAUAUCUUAGAUCUGCUAGUGGAGACGCAUGUAGUUACAGGCACUCUGACGAAUUCAAGUUAUCUAGUAUAAAUCGUGGUGUCCCGCUGCAGUCGCUAUGAGGACGUGCGCUUUCAUUUUGGGACUGAAGACGCUGUGGGUUCUUCUCUUCUGUACACUUUCCAACACUCUGGCGGUCAAUAACAGCGGGAGAUGGUGGGGCAUUGUCAAUGUGGCUUCUUCUACUAACUUACUUACUGAUUCCAAAAAUGUGCAACUAGUUUUGGACCCCAGUCUCCAGCUUCUGAGCCGCAAACAGAGGAAACUAAUCCGACAGAAUCCUGGAAUCCUGCAUGCCAUCACCAGUGGCCUCCAGAGUGCCAUGAAGGAAUGCAAGUGGCAGUUUCGAAAUCGGCGCUGGAAUUGCCCCACUACACAGAGUCCCAAUGUAUUUGGGAAAAUUGUUAGCAGAGGCUGCAGAGAGACAGCGUUUAUCUUUGCCAUCACAAGUGCAGGCGUAACUCAUUCCGUUGCCAGAUCUUGUUCUGAAGGUUCAAUUGAGUCAUGCACCUGUGACUAUCGCCGCAGAGGCCCUGGUGGUCCUGACUGGCACUGGGGUGGUUGCAGUGAUAACAUUGAUUUUGGACAAGUCUUCGGAAGAGAGUUUGUGGACUCAAGUGAAAGAGGACGAGAUCUCCGUUAUUUGACAAAUCUACACAACAAUGAAGCUGGGCGAAUGACAGUUUUUUCUGAGAUGCGCCAGGAAUGUAAGUGCCAUGGGAUGUCAGGAUCCUGCACGAUCAAGACUUGCUGGAUGAGACUUCCAACGUUCCGUACAGUUGGGGACUUCCUGAAGGACCGAUUUGAUGGGGCAUCUCGAGUCAUCUAUGGUAACAAAGGCAGCAACCGGGCCUCCAGAAUGGAUGUGCGGCACCUAGAGCCGGAAAACCCAGCUCACAAGCCUCCUUCCCCACGGGAUCUGGUCUAUUUCGAAAAGUCUCCUAACUUCUGUACAUAUAGUGGGAAGACAGGCACAGUAGGCACCACAGGACGCUACUGCAACAGCUCUUCCCCAGCAUUGGAUGGAUGUGAACUGCUUUGCUGUGGGCGCGGCUACCGGACCAGGACAGAGCAAGUCACAGAACGGUGCAACUGCACCUUCCAUUGGUGCUGCCAUGUGAGCUGCCUUAAUUGCACCAGCACACAGGUUUUACAUGAGUGUUUGUAGGCCCAGCUCUUCCAUUGUCCCUCAUUCCAUAUUUUCACCUCCUUGGGGCAACUUUAUUUGCUGUGGUGAAGGCCAGACAGUGCUUCCUUGGUGCUCACUUAUCACCUUAAUACAGUCAGCAGUCAUUUGGUGUCUCAAUGGUGCUUCCAGCCAUGAAAAAAGGAAAAACAAGGAAAAAUGGAUAUGACAAGGUGAGAAGAGGAGACCUCCAAUCACCAGACCAAGCUGCCACACUGUCAUCCAUUAAGGGAACAGAGAAAGCACUUAACAGGGACUCAGCGUGCCAGAAGAAGUUUCCACUUUGAUAGUCCCAGCAUUUCCCCCAAUCCCUUGUAAAUUGACCAAAACCCCUUUCUGUCAAUCUGCUGCUGCCUGUAACUGAAAUUCUGCCAAAGAUUUUCUAGUAACCCUUCAACCCACAAUGCCCCCCUCCCCCACAACAACCACCCUGCUCUGCCGGCUCAUUUUGGCUGUGCCACUUGGUUUUCCUCUCUGUGCCCUUUGCAACAAACAUGACGAUGUGGAAAGAGCCAGUGGCGAGGCUGACAGCUCCACUGAACUGUAACGAGUGCUGUGCCAAGUGCUGAGAAACCAAAAAAUUUGAACACUGCUACAGACCAAAUCGUAGUAACACACUCGCACACACAAGUCGAUGCGGUCAACUCAGCUGACGCUGUGGCGCAAAGCUGGCGCCGCUUUUUGGUGCAGGCAUAUGCUUGCAAUGCUAAUGAUUUCAGCAGGAACUGGAUGAUGGAGCAGGGUGCCUUUAACUCCCCGAGUACCCUUUCAAAAAAAAAAAAAAAAGAAAAAGCAGGCAGGG
Molecule: messenger RNA, 2616 nt
Organism: Polypterus senegalus (gray bichir)
Lineage: Eukaryota; Metazoa; Chordata; Cladistia; Polypteriformes; Polypteridae
Gene: wnt1
Product: wingless-type MMTV integration site family, member 1
Exons: 4
Coding region: 687-1796 (369 amino acids)
Biological process (GO): neuron differentiation; multicellular organism development; canonical Wnt signaling pathway
Cellular component (GO): extracellular region
Molecular function (GO): frizzled binding; cytokine activity
Source: RefSeq, a predicted model, not a curated record